CCCUGAGCUAACCACACGUCAGGUUGAGAUGCUGCAUUUGACUGGUCUGUCUCAGGUCAGUCAUGAGACUGUUUGGACCAGUUCAUCACCCCCUUACACAACUGUAAAUCGUCAUGUUUAGGCUGCCUGCAAAAAGCGCGUCUGGUUUUGCGGUUGUUCUGCCUUUAGGUAACGUUAACGUGUUAGCUAUGAUUCUAAGUUUGUUUCUAGAAUGAUGAUUCUGGUCCUUGAUAUGUAGCUUCUCUGGCUAGCUUGUCACCAAACUAUCCAGUUUCAACAUAGUUAGCUGAUCAUCCUGGCUCUCCACUUUGACAUAAUGCCAUGGGGAACUGUUGGUCUCACUGCUAUGCGUUAUUUAGAAGAGAAGCAAAUAGAAUUCAACGAGGAGGAGGGUCCAAGUACUUCAGAAGUACUACAACUGGGGAGCACUAUACUAUAGAGUUUGAGAACCUUGUUGAAAGCGAUGAGGGAGAAAGUUCAGAAACUUGCCCCAGACCAAUCAGUGAAGAGGAGAUCGGCCACCUGAAGGAGCUUCGCUACACUGCCAUUGCAGAUCAGCAGACACUGAUCGAUGAGAAGCUGCGUGCGGAGUUAGUGGCACAAGAGGAGGCGUUAAGGCUAGAGGAAGAGGCUAUAUGUGCAGCCCAACGGGAGGCCGCCCGGUUGGCACGGGAACGAAGGCUGCAGGAGCAGCAACAGGAGCAAGGAUGCAAAGGGCGGCCUGAAGCCGAGACUGCUCCCACCCACCAGAGGAAACCUGGUGCUGGUGGGGAGUUUGAGGUUUACCUGCAGGGUGUGAAGGCCCAGUCAGAAGCCUUCCGCAGCAGCCGCCUGUCAUCGGAGACCAAUGUGGUCACCCCAAACACAGAGAGCAGCUGGGACUUUACCAGCAAGCGCUCCACUAACGAUGAUGGCACCUCCUUGGACUUGGAGUGGGAGGAUGAAGAAGGCAUGAACCGUUUAGGUCCAGCGUGGGAGCGCUCUAAGACCGAGGAGGACAUCCUCCGCGCGGCGCUUCGUCCCGGGGCGAAGGCGGUGGGUAGCGGCCCCACCUCCACCUCGGAGGACUCCAACGCACUGGAGUGGGAGAACGACUUUGUGAGCGCCCACGCCGAGGACAACGAGGACGAGGACGACGAAGAGUUCGAGGGCUUCGUCAACCCCGUGCUGGACACACCCUCAGAAGGCACCCCGGAGACGCUGGACAUGGAGAGUCAGGAGAGAUAGUCCUAGCAAUGUGUAGGUGCGGUCAGCAGUCCACUCUGGUCCAGUCGUAACUUCAACCUAAACUCCCUCAGUCAGAUGCAGCCCAAAACCUGCAGGAGCUGGUCUGUGUACGCCCAAAGCAGCCCUGACUAGACCAGGAGACCUACAGUCACUCUCCAGAGUUGUCAAGUGUUUAUAUUCCUGCACUGUAGGAAGUAAAAGACCACUCCUGGUUAGACUUUUAGACUGGAAGAUGAGCUAGAAGGGUUCCAAUUUUAAUCCAAAUUUGACAAUUUGUUUAUUACGAUGAUCAGGUAAAAACUUUCUAAAUUAAAUUCAGUUAAAAUUGGGGUGAAGUUCUUCUUUAAGAUGUACUGUCUCCCAUGUGUUUGAAAGGGAUGUGUUUCCUUCAGCCUUAUUUCUAAAUUGGCUUGUUUUCAGAACAUUGAAUUAUUAAGUGCAAUUCAUAUGGCCUCUGAUUGGAUGUGAGAGAGCUUGUUUUCACAGAGUGGGUUGCAUGAAGACCACCAUUUCUUGUCAUUGUGUCUCGUCCAAAGCAACAUUGUCUGCUUGAAUUCAGUGCCUACAAGAAAAAUAAGACCAUAAAUAAAUUGUAAAUACAAAAUACUGCAACCUUUGGAGAGAACAAAUAAAUAAUUGAAACAGCUCUUUCUUUAAAAAGAAAGGUUUACGUCAAGGCAGCGGGCAA
Messenger RNA from Sardina pilchardus (European sardine), 1915 nucleotides. RefSeq names its product adaptor related protein complex 1 associated regulatory protein (gene ap1ar). Gene Ontology annotation, biological process: negative regulation of substrate adhesion-dependent cell spreading; negative regulation of cell motility; regulation of Arp2/3 complex-mediated actin nucleation. NCBI's taxonomy places the organism in Eukaryota, Metazoa, Chordata, Actinopteri, Clupeiformes, Clupeidae. The record is from RefSeq and is a predicted model, not a curated record. Gene Ontology annotation, molecular function: kinesin binding; AP-1 adaptor complex binding. Bases 322 to 1227 code for a protein of 301 amino acids. The transcript is spliced from 10 exons. Gene Ontology annotation, cellular component: endosome.